Molecule: messenger RNA, 1098 nt
Organism: Cladocopium goreaui
Lineage: Eukaryota; Dinophyceae; Suessiales; Symbiodiniaceae
Source: the annotation of a GenBank genome assembly
AUGGCCAAGGAUGCUUGCUUUGGGGAUGGCCAUUGGUCUACUUUGGUGAGCCUAGUCAAGAACAGGCGAGCCCUGACUGAGUUCUUGUCAGCCCCGACAAUCAACCAAGAGGUGACUGACAUCGAAGAGAAAUACAACGCAGAAAUCAAAGAGAAGAAGAAAAAGCUCAAGCUUGCUGCUGGGGAACAGCAUGAAGAGGAAGAAGCCGAUCAGAAAGCGGCUGAUGAAGAUGAUGCGGAAGAACCUCAGGAUGCAGAGCUGCCACACAUGCUGGUUGGAGAAGAUGCAGGGCUUCCCAUGAAGGAGCAGGAUUUGACGGGUGACAAGCGUGAGAAGGCGAGAAUCAAUCACCCUGGAGAAGAUCCCUUUUGCACUUCCUUGCUGGGUCACUUCUUUGACUCUAAGAAGUGCAGCGAAGCAGCUUCUCAUCCGCAUCUUCGUGCUCCGCCAUUGAAAGAUGGACGGGUCCAGAAGCUUCUGUCAGCAAUUGUGAGGGUGCGAUUUCCCACCAAUGCUGAUGGAGCUCCUACUUUUAGCACCAGUGACAUCUUCUUCAUGAAUGAUGGAGGUCGCCCAGGGCACCACAACCAGCUGUCCACUUUGAAAGCUGGUGAUGAUGCUAUUCAGAAAUGUGAAAAAGUCUUGACGGUGAUCUACUCGGAAGAGUCCAUUGCAAAGCGCAAGGAGAAAAACAGGCAACUGGGAGCUAUCAAGCAAACAGAAUCGAUCUACAUGCUGAUGUGCCCGACGGGCUGCCGUGUGAUGAAGAAAGCACGGCUGCACCAUGAGGGAACCAACAGGGGUGACUCGAUCUAUGGAGUUGCCAUGCCGUCGCUGGAUUCAAGGACGACAUGGGCCAUGCCUGUGAAGGAGAAGCGGGAGCUCUAUGGCAAAGCCCGCAUAGCAGUGGGAGGUCAAGCCCCUGAAGCUGAAGUUGAUUCUGGAGGGCGCAAGAGUGAUAGCUUGACUGAACCGGUCUUUUACCACUCUGGUCCUUACUCGUUGGAUGAAGAGCUGGUGGCACGGCAUGCCGUGGGUGCAAUCAAUGACCUCACACCUGGUUUCUUGGGCUAUGAAAUAAUAAAACAGUCAUUGUAA